GUCAGGGUGAGAGUACCAGUAUAUAAAGACAGCGUCGCCUGACCUACACAUCACACUCCAACAUGAGACUACUGAUUCUUGCUUCAUUGAUUGCGGCGGCCGCCGCCGGGUCCCUACAAGGCUACAGUCUCCCAUCACCUGGUUCCGGUCUCUCCCCAGGUGGCUCAGGCAUCUCUGGUGGCUUAGUCUCUGGAGGCACUGGUUUAUCUGGCGGACUAUCUGGGUUCUCUGGUGGCGCAGGAUUCACUGGUGCUGCUGGACUCUCUGGUGGAGCAGGGCUCAUCAGGGGUGGCUGUGGAGGUGGACAGAUCCGUCAUGUGGACGGAAGUUGUGUGACUCCACAAGUCACCAGAAACUUGUUUGUGUACACUGCUCCACCAGUGGCCCCACUUGUAGGUCCACGACCAAAUGUUCCUCCACAAAUAGAACACAACGUUAUAUUCAUCCGUACCCCAGAAGCCGGACCAGGUCAAGAACCCAUUAUUGUACCACCACCACAAACGAAAAAUGUAUUGUAUGUCCUCAACAAGCGGCCUGAAUUGGAUCAGAAGGUCGUCCACCUCCCAGCUCCUGAACAACAAACUCCGCAAGUGUACUUCGUCAACUAUGCCGAAGGUGAUAACCCAACUUUGCCCACAGGAGAGGACCUCCAGUCUGCCCUCAGCUCCGCCGCUCAUGGUGGCGGCGAGGUUAUUGGCACUGGUGAUGGCGUUGGAGGCGGUAUUGGAGGCGGUAUUGGAGGUGGCAUUGGAGGUGGCAUUGGAGGCGGCAUCGAAGGUGGCAUUGGAGGUGGUAUCGGAGGUGACAUUGGAGGCGGCAUCAGAGGCGGUAUUGGAGGUGGUGUGAAAGACAGCAGCUUCAGUGUGUCCACACCAUCUAGUCUAUAUGGCACACCCGUACUUGUUUCGUUGAUAGCGGCCGCAGCCGCCGACUCCCUGCAGAUAUACGGUCCCCCGUCACACUCUGGGUCAGGUCACUCCUCAGGUGGAACAGGCUUCUCCAGCAGUGCUGGCUUCUCUGGUGGCUUGGUAUUCAACGGAGGUGGCUCUGGGUUCUCUGGUAGCGCUGGGUUCUCUGGUAGCGCUGGGUUCUCUGGUGGGGCAGGACUCUCUGGUGGCGCUGGAUUUAUCGGAGGUGGAUGUGCAGAUGGACAGAUCCGUCAUGUGGACGGAGGUUGUGUGACUCCUCAAGUCACCAGAAACUUGUACGUGUACACUGCUCCACCAGUGGCCCCAAUUGUAGGCCCACGACCAAAUGUUCCUCCACCAAAGAUAGAACACAAUGUCAUAUUCAUCCGCACCCCAGAAGCCGGACCAGGUCAAGAACCCAUUAUUGUACCACCACCACAAACGAAAAAUGUUGUGUACGUCCUCAACAAGCGGCCUGAACUGGACCAACAGGUCGUACACGUACCAGCACCUGAGCAACAAACUCCUCAAGUGUACUUCGUCAACUAUGCUGAAGGUGAUAACCCAACUUUGCCCACAGGAGAGGACCUCCAGUCCGCCCUCAGCUCCGCCGCUCAUGGAGGCGGCGAGGUUAUCGGUACCGGUGGUGGUAUUGGAGGCGGUAUCGGAGGCGGUAUCGGAGGCGGUAUCGGAGGCGGUAUCGGAGGCGGUAUCGGAACUGGUAUCGGAACCGGUAUCGGAGCCAGAAUCGGAGGCGGAAUCGGAACCGGUAUCGGAAGUGGCACUGGAAUUGGAGGUGGUGUGAAAGACAGCGGCUUCAGUGUGUCCACACCGUCUAGUCUGUAUGGCACACCAUAAAACUGCAAACAUGACAACACCAUUUCUUCACUCAGGCUUCAGCCUUCAUAUUGGAAGACCGUAUAACUCAUCGGCUUUAUUUAAUUUCCUGAUUUUCUAAUCUUCUUGCACAUUAUACUAUAUGAUAUUUAUUUUAUCCACUAAUUUUAUUUAUCUAUUGUGUGACAAAUUCAGUUACUUGUUGGUG
Cherax quadricarinatus is the source of this 1953-nucleotide messenger RNA. RefSeq lists its product as uncharacterized. Lineage: Eukaryota; Metazoa; Arthropoda; Malacostraca; Decapoda; Parastacidae. The record is from RefSeq and is a predicted model, not a curated record.